Prorocentrum cordatum is the source of this 840-nucleotide messenger RNA. The record is from the annotation of a GenBank genome assembly. NCBI's taxonomy places the organism in Eukaryota, Dinophyceae, Prorocentrales, Prorocentraceae.
GCCUCAAGUCCCGCCGCACCGAAAUCUUGCAUGUUCCGGCGCCGCUGAGGGGCCGGCGCGGCCCCAGCAUGGCUGUCGGCCGCCUACACGCAGUGCAUGGCGCGGCUCCGGAUGUGGUGCCGGAGGUGCCGGCGGCGAUGAGCUGCGUUCCUCCGCCGCCGGUAUUGAGGGCGCUGCUGCAGGCGGGGCUGCCGGCGCCGGCGCGGCUCCCGGCGCUGCUGCUGGCGACCUUGGCGGCGCGGGCGGCGUCCUUGCAGCAGGAGGCGCUCCCCGUCACAGCGUCGUCUCUGCAGCAGGAUCUCAGGCCGGCUCGGGCGUCCGCUUCCCCGGCGGUGAAGACGGGCUGCUUCCCGACUAUCCUCAAGGGAUGGGAGGGCGGCAAGCCCAGCACAGAGCGCCCCCUGCGGCUGGUCGUCGUGGGCAACGGGCUCACCGACGGCAUCAGCGACACGCUCACGGAGCUCGCCACGGCCAUGGGUCACUGGACCUCUGUGCAGGUCGACAAGGUGACCACGGCGAACUUCAGCCUCGGGGACCACAUGGCGGCCGCCAGACAGGACAGGUCGAGGUACGUGCCCGAGGGCGUCAGCGCCGUGAUAUUCCAGGAGCAGAGCGAGGCCCCGGGCUUCUUCGACUGGGCCCGCCGCGAGGGAGGCUUGAAGGCGUGGGACACCAGCCUCGAGAGCGUCAAAUAUUUUGCAGGCCUCACGAAGCAGGCCAAUGCCGACAUGGUCCUGCUGGGCAACUGGGGCUACCAGGACGGCGACAUCGAGAACGCCAUCUAUCCCACGUACGAUGUGAUGCAGAACUUGUUGACAAAGGGGAACCGCUUCGCGCGCG